This is a messenger RNA of Drosophila hydei, 1730 nucleotides long. RefSeq names its product intraflagellar transport protein 56 (gene Ttc26). NCBI's taxonomy places the organism in Eukaryota, Metazoa, Arthropoda, Insecta, Diptera, Drosophilidae. Gene Ontology annotation, biological process: intraciliary transport involved in cilium assembly; intraciliary anterograde transport. Gene Ontology annotation, molecular function: protein binding; intraciliary transport particle B binding. The transcript is spliced from 5 exons. Gene Ontology annotation, cellular component: ciliary base; ciliary basal body; intraciliary transport particle B. The coding region runs from base 36 to 1730 and encodes 564 amino acids. The record is from RefSeq and is a predicted model, not a curated record.
GUAAAGGCCAGCAGCAAAGUUCGAGGCAAGAAAAAAUGAUACUUUCACGUGGCAAGACGGAUUCAGCCAGCUCACGGCAUGUGGCAAGCGGCGGUGGCAUGCAACAGCAGCAACGCAAAGCCCCCGCACCGGCAACAUUAGAGGAUUUCAUCAUCAGGCGUGACUAUACAGGUGCGCGAGCCUUCUUAGAGUAUGCAAACGAUGAGCAGGACGGGGAGGGCGAGGAGACGGCUCAGCAAAACGAACAGCAACAGAAACAAAUCGAUCUGUGGAUUGCCUAUUGCAAUUUCCAUUUGGGCGACUAUCAACAGGCCCUGAAUCAAUAUCAGGCCUUAAAGGAUCCCCAGCUGGACCUCAACAUAGCCGUCUGCAUGUUCUAUUUGGGCUUGUACGAGGAGGCACAGCAGCUAAUGGAAGGCACUGCCGAGACGCCGCUGAAGCAGCGUCUACUCUUCCAUCUCGCCCACAAGCUGGGCGACGAUCAGCAAUGGGCAGACCUUCUGGAUAUGCUGCUGAGCACGCCCAGCGUUGAGCAGCAACUAAGCCUCGCCUCGAUGCACUAUAUGCGCGCCCAUUACCAGGAGGCUAUCGAUGUGUAUAAGCGGGUCUUGGUCGACAACAAGGAUUACUUGGCCAUUAACGUGUAUCUGGCAUUGUGCUUCUAUAAGCUGGACUACUACGACAUGUCGCAGGAGGUGCUCGAUGUGUAUUUAAGCCAGCACAGCGAUAGUACCAUUGCCAUCAAUCUGAAGGCCUGCAAUCGCUUUCGACUCUUCAGCGGACGCGUCGCUGAGCAGGAGAUCAAAAACAUUGCUGACAACGGGACAUUCGGUGCGGAUUUGAUACGUCACAAUUUGGUGGUAUUUCGAAAUGGCGAGGGAGCACUCAGAGUGCUGCCUGCUCUACUCAAUAUUGUGCCCGAGGCCCGCCUAAAUCUGGCCAUCUAUUAUUUGAAGCAGGGCGAUGUGCAGGAGGCGCAUGCCCUCAUGAAAGAAUUGCAACCAACAUCGCCACAUGAGUAUAUCCUCAAGGGCGUGGUGCAUGCCGCACUCGGUCAACAAUUGGGCUCGAAGGAGCACAUCAAAACGGCACAGCAAAAUCUACAUCUUGUGGGCAGCUCAGCCACAGAAUGUGAUACGAUACCCGGACGUCAGAGCAUGGCCUCGGCAUUCUUUCUAUACGAACAGUUCGAGGAGGUGCUCGUCUACAUGAAUUCUAUACGCAGUUACUUUGUAAACGAUGACGUAUUCAACUAUAAUUUCGCCCAGGCUAAAUGCGCCACGGGCUAUUACAAGGAGGCCGAGGAGCUGCUAAUUCAGAUCAGCGAUAUGGACAUAAAGAAUCAGCAUACCUAUUGCAUGAUCCUCUCCAAAUGCCAUAUACACUGCGGCCAUCCAGAGCUGGCAUGGAAUAUAUUUAUUACAAGAGACACAAAUGCUGAAGCAUUCCUUUUGCUGCAGCUAAUUGCGAACGAGUGCUACAGGUGCGAGGAGUUCUGGGUGGCUGCCAAAGCAUUCGACAUGCUUGAGAAACUCGAUCCCAGCCCGGAGAACUGGGAGGGCAAGCGCGGCGCUUGUGCCGGUGUGCUUUAUGCCAUGGCAACCAAGGCCCAACGGGGUCGCCCAACUGGAGGCAUCUCCGAGGUAAUUGGCCUACUGCGUGAAUCAUCGAAUUCACAGGCAGAUGCAAUGAUUAAGACAAUUAGAAAAUAUAUAAGUAGUUUCAAGUGA